Molecule: messenger RNA, 6038 nt
Organism: Acanthoscelides obtectus
Lineage: Eukaryota; Metazoa; Arthropoda; Insecta; Coleoptera; Chrysomelidae
Source: the annotation of a GenBank genome assembly
AGUAACUUCAUGUUUUAUGAUAUUUGUUUUCGUGUCAAAAUUUAUGUUUAUGAUUCACUUUUUGAAAAACCAUAUGAUGAAUUAUCAAUAAAACACAUCAGGUAGAGAUUACUAGAUAAAUUGAAGAGCAACUGCAAUUUUUACAUAUCAUUUUCACGUGUUGCCAGAUUAUCCAGCAUUCUAGAUUAAAAAAGCGUGUUAAAAAGAGUAGAUAAUGGAAAAUGGAAAUGUAAACAGGGAUCAAAGCACAAAUUAUAAUAUAAAUUGGUCCAGAUUUGGACUAGGCACAGAAACUGCACAAAGAGUUAGAGCAAACACAAGUGGAUUUGUAGAUUUAUCAUCAGACUGUGAUUAUGGUGGGGGUGGUCACCAAGCCUCAUCAGCAAAUGAACUUUUUGCAGAAGAACAGGGAGAUGUACCUUGGUGGAAAUCAAACUUUUUCAUAUCACAACCAGUGUUAUUUGGCACCUGGGAUGGUGUUUUCACAUCAUGCUUGAUUAACAUAUUUGGUGUAAUUGUUUUUUUACGAUCUGGAUGGAUUGUUGGACAAGCAGGAGUAGCUAGUGCUGUUAUUGUUGUUUUAUUCACAGUAUUUACAGCUUUAAUAUCGGUAUUAUCAGCUGUUGGUAUAUGUGACAGAUGUAGGAUAGAAAGUGGGGGAGUUUAUUUUGUGAUUGCACAUACAUUGGGAUCAAGAUUUGGUGGAUCCUUGGGGUUACUGUACUGCUUUGGACAGGCUGUUGGAUGUGCACUAAACGUGCUAGGAUUUGGUGAGUCGAUAGCCCAGCUUCUGGGUUUCGGGGAUUCCAAAUGGGCAGAUCAGUUGAUAGCAAUGGCAGCUGUGUUGCUUCUAAGCGUCAUAAACGUAGCUGGAGUGAAGUGGGUCAUAAAGCUUCAGUUCGUUCUGUUACUGAUCCUACUACUAGCUGGUCUUGACUUUAUGGUGGGCAGCUUUGUACAUACAGAUGAAGGUCAAGGGUUUGAGGGGUGGCUGAGUGGGAAUUUGGAGAAGAACAUGUGGUCAAACUACCAGGAAGAUUACAGCUGGUUCAAGGUGUUCGGUGUUUUCUUUCCUACAAUCACGGGAGUUUUGAGCGGUAUUAACAUGAGUGGGGAUUUGAAAGCUCCCUCUACAAACAUUCCAAAUGGUACUCUAGCAGCAAUUGGAUUUGGCACUUUCCUCUAUUUGGUAUUCGUCAUAUUUUUAGGAGCUACUUGCACUAGAGCCGCACUACUUGCCGAUUUCACAAUCACCGCUAAAGUGUCUGUCAUUAGAGUGUUGCUGCUAGCAGGACUAUAUGUUUCUUCAAUGUCUAGUUGCUUAGGAGCUAUGUAUGGAACGCCAAGAGUGCUGCAAAGUAUAGCUCUCGAAAACGUCAUACCUGGAAUUGAUAUACUGGGACUCGGGCGAGGCCCCAACAAAGUGCCUUUAUACUCAAUGGCGGUUGUCGCUGUGGUGACAUUCACAUUCAUCUUUAUUGGCGAAAUCAACACCCUGGCACCAAUAGUAACCAUGCCCUUCCUUCUCACCUAUGCUGCCAUUGACUACGCUUACUUCGCACUCGCGCAGACUUUUGAUAUACAGCACCAAAGAGAACAGAGGUUUCAUAGGCCUAGGGUUCAGCAUCAGGUAUCUAGUGAUGAUAGCGAUCUGGACAGAUUGUUUCCUGAGAGGACCAGGCAUAAGACCUUGAGGGGAGAUUCAGGUACUCCAAGCGGAUCGGAAGAAACAGGUGAAACAUCCCCAAUAUCUCCAAAGCUCAAUAUCCAUUCCAAACAGAACAGCUGGUAUUCAAAUUUGUGCAACAGAUGGCUGUCACUUUUUGGAGCUAUGUUGAAGAUACUAAUAAUGAUGCUAGUCAACUGGUACUACGCUUUGGCAUGUAUCAGUGUGGUGUUUUUAGUCUGGUUGUAUAUAGGGACAGCGAAUCCGGCAGUGAAACCUGGCUUAGCAUCUGAAUUCCAUUUUUUGAGGUGGCUGAAGAUUGUUCUGCUAAGGGCCCUGGGCCGACGGGUGAUAGACUAUGAACAAAUAGUAGUGUCUCCAGUGGACCCUAGUGUGGACGUUACUCCAUCUCAGCUGAACGAAGACAACCAGGACUUUGCAAACAGGAGGAGGUACCACCAGUCAGCAACGAUUCACGGGCACAUGGUCAAUAUAGAUGACUGACAGUUACUGCAACAAUCGGCGGAAUAUUGCUAAUAUUUAUUUGUUUUUUGGACUGCAGAUGGUACGGAGAUAGCCCGUCGAAAGCGCGCAAGAUAGUAGCUCAGCUGUGAGAUUGCAUGGAUCGCUUAAGCUCACUCGAAGUUUCCACGUGUGUACGAACAUACCGUAAAAAAAGAGUUGAAAUCAUAUAUUUUCUAGUAUCUAUCAAUCACUAAAUGGUGUAUUUGUGGGAAUCCGAUAAAGCAUCCAGGUUUUAUGUUACGAUGUUUUUUAGAAAAAAUUAAAGAGCUGUUUUACAGCAGAAUUAUACUCUUGAGGAUAUACCCAAAAGCCCUUCAUCAAGAAAUACAAAGGUUUUGGCGACGAACUUUUUUAUUAAACGUCAAAGUUGGUAAAAUCACUUUUCCACAUAUACUCGAAUAGUUAUGAAUUAUUGGUGCAAGUGAUCUAAACAAGUUGUAACCGAUAAAAAUACCUUCAGAAUGAGACUUUACAAGACCAAUUUAAUUUGUUAUAAAAAAUUAUAAAAAAACCGUCGAUUUCUACACUUCGGAAAUACCAUAAGAGUAAAUCUGAAAUUUUAGCCAAAAUUUGAAGUCCUUGAGGCGACUACAGUAGAAAAAUCAUCCGAAGUGCUCAACUGACUCUGCAAAUUCAAGAUUUUUUGUUUGUAUUUUUUUAAAAGUUGCCUUCUUCAAAUGGCCUCAUUGUACCCAUUUUCUUGCUACGGACUAUUUAAAAUUGUAUUAAAAGCUUUUUUUCAUACUAACCAUGUGAAAAACCAUCUAUUUGUUUUGGCUGUCGCAAUUAGAAUGCUUCGCCACUGAAAAACUUAUAAAUAUAAAGUUCGGCAAACAUGUUUGAACAGUAGUUCGAAAUAGUGUCCCUUUUGGAAUACCGACUAUACUCGGGUACCAAAAAGGAUGAGAGAGGUACGCCACUGACAGCGCGGUAUGUCUUUGAAAGUGGCGGAAUUCGUGCGCACCGACUUGAAGACACGUUGCGCCGCAGUGGCGUGCGAUAUGUUUUGCUGCUCACUUCCUUUUCGGUACCAGAGUAUAGCAGUCAUUAAAAUUAACUAAUUUGUCUACCAUGCCUCUUAAUUCAAGCCGCGAUACAAGACAUAAAUGUUGAAUGCAAAAUUGAGAAAAGAAAGAAAUCAAAUAUAAACUACUGCUCCUAAAACACGUGUGUAGUCGCAAUAUGGCAGGCAGUCCCUAGUGAGUAACGGUACUACGAUUUCUUCAAGAACAAAUGUUACUUAAGCCCACAAAUAUUCAAAAGAAGUUCUUUUUUGUGUCAAGGUGUGUAUUUUGAUCAACUUUUCAGUAUCUACUGAGAGUCUUAAUUACGAUUCUCAAAAAGCAACGGACUUAUUUAGUUGAUAAGAUAUAUGUACCAUUUGAGUAACCCAAUGUAGCUGGACAUCUUUUUUUUGCACAUGAAACAAGGAAUUUUUCUCGAAAAAAAAAAUAGUAAUAAUCAGACAUUUGUAGGAGCCGUUAAUUUUUGAAUGACCUUGUUCAAUAUUAAGCAGCAAAAAGGCUUCAACUCAUGGCUAUUAUAUUAUUAUAUUUACCAUUAGGCAUAUUCUGGUCAAAAAUAAGUGUAGAAAACGACGAUUUUUGUCUUUUUUGUAAUAACAAAUUAACUGUUGCAGCGAUGUAAGGCCUCAUUCUGGGCCUGUCUUCAUCCUCUACAACUUUUUUGAACCACAUACUCUAAUAACUCAUUACUAUUAUUUAUAUGCGAAAGAGUGUCAAACUUUGAUGUUUAAUAAAAUAGUUGCCCGGCAAAUUUUUUUUUAUAUCUCAAUGGUCUUCAAAUACAGUAGUGGUCAAAAAAAUAAGAGUGCACAUUUUGAAAACCAAUAAUUAAAUGUCAUAUAUAAUUGCCACUUAAGCAAUCCAAUCUUAUGCAAAUUAAGAAUAUUGUUUUCUCUUUUAAAAUACAAUGAAAAUAUUAAUAAUGACUUGAAAAAUAAAAGUUCAAUUCAGAUUUUGUGAAAAUACAAGUAGUCAAAAAAUAAGAGUAAAUUUAAACAAUAGAUAAAACAGACAGAACACUGCAUUUAAUUAACAUAUUUUUAUUUCUAAUUAACGAGUAUUUUUAGUACUUGGUAGUGUAACCCUUGUUCUUCAGGCCAGCACCACAUCUGCUUGGCAUUGAAUCCAUAAGUUUGUGGCAGGUUUCCGGAGGUAUUGAAUGCGAGGUUUUUUGAACUUCUUCCCAAAGUAAAUUUUGGUUUGUUGUGGUUUUGUGUGAUAUUCGAUGCUUUAAUUCCUUCCAAAGAUUCUCUAUCGGAUUCAGGUCGGGAGACUGCCGAGGUCACCGCAAAACUUCAAUUUUCUUCGACUGGAACAACUGUUUUACUACCUUUGCUGUAUGCUUAGGACCAUUAUCCUGUUGAUAGAUCCAACUUAGUGGGAUAUUUUCCUUAGCAUAAGGUAGCAUAACAUUCUCCAUGAUUUGUAAAUAAAUUUCCUUGGCCAUAUUUUCUUUUAUCCAAAAAAAUAGGUCCAACGUCGUAUGAAAAGCAACCUCGUAUUUUGAUAUAUUAUCCGCCAUGCUUAAUCGUUACUAUUAUGUAGCGCGGAUUAAAAUACUCUUAUUUUUUUGUCCACAAAAUCUCCGAUACCUGAUAGAACUGAAUGGCCUUGACAUUCGAUAUGUGUAUUUUAUCAGCGUGUAAAGCAUAAAUCUUUAUCUUAUAUAAUGCACUAUCUAAGAAAAAAAUUACUCACCUUGAUAAUUUGGUUUUUACAUAACAUUUUAGAUAUUAAUUUUUUGACCACCACUGUAUAUUCACAAAAAUAUCACUCUGUUGCAAAACAGCUUAUAACAAUUUUUCUGUCUAAUUCUUGAAAAUCUGGCAUAUAAGCUAUGGUUUCAGUCAUUGUUGCUUUUUCCUCGGCUUAGCAAGACUCACUUUCGUAAUUACUGAUAUAAGAAAAAAUCACUGGCGCAUUUUGUGUACUUAUUUUUUGGUACGGGAUAAUUUCUCAUUUUAAUGUAUUAGUUUCAUGUUGGGCUCAAAAUAUAGUAGCAUCUGCAUUUCGACCUUUUGUUAUGUAACAUUGUGAUAAAUAAUUUUUCUAUCUCCACAAACACAGGUUGUGUAGAGAUGUAAUUUGUAAAUGGAAACGUAUAAUAAUGAUGAUAAUAAAGAUAGCAUAAAAUCAUAGUUGUCGUCAUUAGAUUAAAAAUAAAAUUUGGUUGAAAAAAGGAGUCCAAAAAGUCACAUAUAGAGGUUAUAUGUUUUGAUUCUAAAAUUUUGCAAAAGUGUUAUGAUUACUAAUUUAUUACCCAAAUAUUCCAUCUAAGAAUAUGACGUCUGUUUGCUUUAAGUAAAAUAUAUCUGUGACGUACACUUUGAGAAUUCACAUGGGACAUAAUAACGUGGAAGUAAGGCGGACUCUAAGGCGAUAUUUUCGACACCUAUUCAAUUUUUUAUCAUACUUAAGUUUAUUUCAGUGACUCAUUUUCACUAUGAAAUGCUUGUUUUUUGGUUUUCAGUCAUAAAUUUAUCCUAAUACUUUUAAUUCAAUGUUUAUCCGCGAAUACCACCUUGAACUGGCACUGGCACUGUGAAGACUACAUACUAUUUUUUGCAACUCGGUUAAAUGCAUUUUGUAUAUUUUUAUGGUGCAAUUUUAUUCUAACAUUUUACUACUAGUGUGAGUGGUUCAUAUCUUAUUUUGUCCGUUUUGUGCCUUGGCAUUUUUUAAAGUUUUAUGGAACAAAAUAAUCUUUAUGAAUGUUUAAUAGAAUGUACAGGAUCUCAUUCUGUUUUGGACUGAUUUUAAAUGCCUAUAUUCUCUGAACAUUAUACUUGUACAUAGUCUUUAAUAAAAUAUACACAUAUCUA